Histoplasma mississippiense is the source of this 1824-nucleotide messenger RNA. RefSeq lists its product as hypothetical. Gene Ontology annotation, biological process: protein phosphorylation. The coding region runs from base 1 to 1824 and encodes 607 amino acids. NCBI's taxonomy places the organism in Eukaryota, Fungi, Ascomycota, Eurotiomycetes, Onygenales, Ajellomycetaceae. Gene Ontology annotation, molecular function: protein kinase activity; ATP binding. The record is from RefSeq and is a predicted model, not a curated record. The transcript has 6 exons.
AUGGCCGACGAGGGAGCUUUGGCCAAUGGCUAUCAAAUGCUUGAGGAGCUUGGGAGUGGGAGUUUUGGAACAGUGUACAAAGCCAUCGACAAGGAUACGGGCGAAAUCGUGGCGAUAAAACAUAUUGACCUCGAAUCUAGCGAAGAUGAUAUCCAAGAAAUCCAGCAGGAAAUUGCGGUGCUAGCAACUUGUGCAAGUCCCUACGUGACGCAGUACAAGACAAGCUUUCUCAAAGGCUAUAAGUUGUGGAUAGUAAUGGAAUAUUUGGGUGGUGGAUCUUGUUUGGAUCUGCUUAAACCCGGAGUGUUUAACGAAGCCCAUAUCGCCAUUGUCUGCCAGCAACUGUUAUUAGGCCUGGAUUAUCUACAUCAAGAGGGGAAAAUACAUCGAGAUGUUAAAGCUGCCAAUGUCCUUCUGUCUCAGUCUGGAAAGGUUAAACUGGCAGAUUUCGGUGUCGCAGCCCAACUCACGAACAUCAAAUCGCAGCGCAAUACCUUUGUUGGAACGCCGUUUUGGAUGGCUCCAGAAGUUAUCCAACAGGCGGGAUACGAUUUCAAAGCCGAUAUCUGGUCAUUGGGUAUUACGGCAAUGGAAAUGGCUAAUGGGGAGCCACCAAACGCUAGCACGCAUCCAAUGAAAGUCCUCUUUCUGAUUCCGAAGGCACCGGCUCCCAGAUUGGAAGGAACUCACUUCACUCAAAAUUUCAAAGAUUUUGUCGCUCAAUGUCUGAUAAAAGACCCCGACCGACGACCAACAGCUAAAGAGCUGUUACGACACAAGUUCAUUCGCAAUGCCGGUAAGACAGAGGCAUUGCAGGAGCUAAUUCAACGCAGGCAAGAGUGGGAAGCAAGCAGAGGCCUGUCAGAUAAUAUAAAAUAUUAUGAGGAAUCUAUGGCAACCAUUGAUCAUAAGGAAGAUGAAGAUGGGUGGGUGUUCGAUACUUUGAAACCGGGUACUGUAGCCAUGUCACACAAUACGCAAAAACGAAUGAAGAUAUCCGGACCACCAAUAGAGGAGGUCGAGCCAGAAGAGGACACUGCGGAAAUGCUAAAGCAAUUGGAACUUAUAGACACGUCAAGCAUACAGAGUUCCAGCAAAACAGUGUCAAAUUCCACGGUAAGACGUUCAGCCCUCUCGGCAGAGCGAUCUCCAUCCGUGAGACGAUCGAAUACCAAACGGCGGUCAAGUGGGGUAAAACAACCUCUUGGGCUAAACCUAAGUUUCGGAAAUAGCCCUUCAACGGUUAGGCAAUUUCGCCGGGUAUCAGAUAAACAAGCAGAUAUGACAAACGAGUCCACAGGCUAUCCUCUGCCGAUGGAUGAGAACUGCGCACCAAAGACGCUGUUUUCGGAACCAAGUAGCAAAGAAGCUAUACUGGGCAGAAGGAUAUAUAAUAAAUCCAUUGGACUUUCCUGCCAGGAAGUGCUCUCGACGACGUGGGAUCAACAAAAACGGGAGGCUAUAUCCCGACUUGCCGAAGCAUGGAGCGAUCUUGAAAUGAUCGACCCAGAAGGGCUUUACCAGAUCAUGAAGUCGACUUGCGAUAAGUUACAAGCAGACCCCAAACUUUCCUCGAUGUUUCCCAAACAGACGACGGCGGAAUCCCCAUCAAGACCGAAACUCGUUCUUGCCCAGAACAAUCCCCAUCUCAAGAGCCAUCGGCGGCGACAAUCCGAGCAAACUCAUGCCGAUGACCAUUGGCAGGGAGCGGGUUUAAAUCUUCCAGGACAACAAGUUCUUGGAAUGGAACAUACGAAGCAACUUGCGGAUGUCCUUUAUGAUCGAUGGACAGCAGGACUUCGCAGCCGAUGGCGUGCUGUGUAA